This is a messenger RNA of Porites evermanni, 855 nucleotides long. The record is from the annotation of a GenBank genome assembly. NCBI's taxonomy places the organism in Eukaryota, Metazoa, Cnidaria, Anthozoa, Scleractinia, Poritidae.
CUUCCAGAAAUUGACGAAUGCACAACUAACAAUCACAGCUGUGAUGUGAAUGCUGCUUGCCAGAAUACCGUGGGCUCAUACAAAUGUACUUGCAAAGCUGGAUACUCUGGAAAUGGCCGCAAAUGCGUUGGUAAGUACUGAAGUUUGCUUUAAACAUCUUCUGACUUAAUUUUUCUCUGUGUCGAGUUUAUAUAUAGACUAAAUAAAGAUGUUGUUUGUUAAUAAAAAAAAGUAGUUUCCGUGUCUUUAGUAUGUUUUUAAGGACAUCAUACCGUAUUUACAGUGCUGUAAUUACGUUUUUCAUUUAUCUAUUGUUGUCGUUGAUUUCUUAUAAGAUUCCAGUCCAAGGUGGCAAAAAUAAGCCACCAAUCUUUAGUGGGUAUUUAAUGGGUUUUGAGCAGCUCUGUUUCAGUAUAAGAAUACUUGCACUAAUGUGUGGAACAACGUUUUACACGGAUUUUCAUUCCUUCAAUCAAAACAAUUACCUCAAUUAUUUGUUUUGAUUUUAAGAAUUUCAUCGGUGAUAACAUAACAGUCUGAUAUGAUUAAAAAAAACACCAUUUCAGAGGCAAUAGAAAGGCCCAAGAGGGUCCGGCUAAAUAAAGGAAAUUCGGAAGGGAAUAGAAUAUCAAGGAAGAUAUUGCUUUGUUAUUUUUGGAGAAUUACAGCGUGUAAUCGGUGUGUCAUAAUUUUGACUUUGUUUUUUCAGAUAUAGAUGAGUGCACAAGCAAGACCCAUAACUGUGACAGAAAUGCGUUAUGUAAGAACACUGAGGGGUCCUUUACAUGCACCUGUAAUCGCGGUUACAAGGGAGAUGGGAAGAACUGUAAAGGUAUCUUUCUAGCGCUCUUAUAG